GAAGGUGUGAAAAAGUGCAGCAGUUUUUGGUGCAAUGCCAUAUGCGACACAGUGUGACGAAAUGCAAUUGACACUUUAUUAGGUGUCGACGGUGUGAGAUAGCAAAAAUGGUACGUGGCAGUCAUUCGCGCAAGAGCACCUGCGUUCGGGUGGACUUUGAAGGUGUUGGGAGAAGUGUAGAAAAAUAGAAAGAAAUAAAUGAAAAAAUACGUGCCCAAACACUUCACGUAGAUAAAAAUAUACCGUUGUGUGGGGGGAUUCUAUAAACUUUUGGGUGUGUUAUUGCCCUCCAGUGCAGAUGAAGAACUGAGGCGGAGUGUUAAAUUACGUUCGCUAAUUGAGGCGUGCAGCGAUUCCCCCCAACUCCCCGCAGGUUGUGUUCGAUGGUCCAGUUUUGUUUUCUUUAUCCUGCUAUUUGAUAUCACUGGAUGCAGCCUAAUUGCGUCCCCCGGGGAGAAGCUCCUGAUGCGCGUUGAUUGUUGCUUGCGAAGCGCCCUCACCAACGAUGUCGACACUGAUGAGGGCCGUGGUUCAUCGUGCGUGACGCGCGUUAAGGUAUCGUAAAUUAGUGCUCCACGGAAAAGAAAAAAAAGAAAAGACCCCUCCGGAAAAGCAGAUCGAGUGAGGAAUCCCGCGGCCAUGCGAAAGCGUCCACCGGGGCGGCGUUCUCGGUAAAGGCCGGGUGGAACCUAAGGUGCGGACCAUCGGUCGACUCGUUGCCGCCAUGGAGGGGCUGGAAAAUGCGAGUUCCCUGGUGUGGCCCUCGGUGGCCACUGCCUCGUCCGUCCCUUCGAUCGGGCUGCUCCCGGAGGGUCCGUACGAGACCGUUCCGACCGGGUCGACGAUGUCGCUGGAGGUGCUGCUCGGCGUGACGGUGGGGCUGGUGGGCGCGGGCAAUGGAAGCGGCGCACCGGAGAACGACUCGCUCACCGAUCUCUUCCCCCCGCCCAACCCGUGCGAUCCCUUCAAUGUCAACUUCAACUGUUCCAUCGCCGCGUUCCUGGAGUACGCGCGCGGACCGCAGCAGAUGCCGCUUUUCACCGCGCUGUUGGUGACGAUCCUGUUCGUGGGCAUCCUGGUAACCGGGGUGAUAGGAAACUUGAUCGUUUGCCUCGUAAUCGUGCGUCAUCCAUCGAUGCGUACCGCCACCAACUAUUACCUGUUCAGCUUGGCCGUUUCGGAUCUCAUAUUUCUCCUGCUAGGCCUACCGUACGAGAUUAGCCUCUACUGGCAUCAGUACCCGUACAAUCUCGGUCUGCCGUUUUGCAAGAUGCGGGCGCUCUUCUCGGAGGCGUCGACGUACGUCUCGGUGCUGACCAUCGUCGCCUUCUCGAUGGAGCGCUUCCUGGCGAUCUGUCACCCGCUGCACCUCUACACGAUGUCGGGCCUGCAGCGGCCUGUGCGCAUCAUCGCCGGCCUCUGGAUCGUGAGCCUGCUGAGUGCCGUGCCUUUCGCCGUGUUUACCGAAAUCGAUUACAUCGCCUAUCCCCCGACGAACGAGAAAAUCCUCGACUCAGCGUUCUGCGCCAUGCUCAGCAUCCCCGAAGGGUUCCCGCUGUGGGAGCUAUCGUUCUGCCUGUUCUUCGCCUUUCCGAUGCUCAUCAUGGUCGUGCUGUACGGGCGCAUGGGAAUGCAGAUUCGAUCCCGGACCCAGCGAACGGCGGAACUCGGCGUUCGCAACGGCUCGGUUAAUGGACCGUCGAGGGUGUCGCAGUCGCGGAAAGCCAUCAUCCGGAUGCUCGCGGCGGUCGUGAUCACGUUCUUCGUCUGCUGGGCGCCCUUCCACGCACAGCGCCUUCUCUUCCUCUACGCACGCGACUGGCAGCACUACAACACGGUCAACACGUGGCUGUUCUCGGUGGCCGGCUGGCUGUACUACGUGUCCUGCACCAUCAAUCCGAUCCUGUACAACGUGAUGUCGCACCGAUACCGGGUCGCGUUCCGGGAGACGCUCUGCGGGCGGCGGCGCGGUUUCGGGUCCGGAUUUGCCCGCGACCAAUCGAGCUUCCGGGAAACGACGAUUGAUGUCACCAUGGGCGGCGGUGGCAACGGGUACGGGGGCUACGAAAGUUCACGACUGCUGCGUGCUCGAUCCAUGAUGCAAUCGAAACGUUCCCGGUUCCGGGGCAACCUGCAUGCCAACAACAGCAUUCGGUACAAUGAAAACUGCAUACGACGGAACUCCUUGCAGAUUGGCAACAUGCCCGGCAGCCGGAACUCGCUGUCGCCCAACCUGACCACCGAUGUCGUCGUGAUGUUGGAGAGCAAUCUCAACGGGCGGCCCCGCUGCUAUACGACCUCCGCCACGACGCUGGUGACCAAUGUCGUGUCAAGCACCUCAACGGUGACGGAGCAUAGUCUCAAGAUACCGCUGAUAAGCAUCGACAGGCCGCUCGGGCCCGAUGCGGUAGUUCCGGCCAGCGAGCCGGCGAGUCACAGUGACAGCUGCAACGAUAUUGCUUCCGGCAGCCUUCACCACACAAAUAACAACAGCAACGGGUGUAAUAAUAGAAAUUACGAUACUGAAUCUCCCCCGGUACGACCGGAAAACGGUACGGUUGAUCCUCCACGAACGCUCGAUGGUGAGAAGGAUCAAGUGGACCACUCGAGUAUGCCAUCACCCACCGUUACCGUAAUGCUGGCAGAUGAUUCGAUGGAUAGUCCCGUACGAGCGGACCUCGAUGUGGCUGGAGAAGAAGUGAAUUCAUCCCCGGAACCCCCACUGAGCAACCCCGUCGUGCAGUUUGGUGACAGCAGCUGUCACAGUCUGGCAUCCACUAAGUUUCACUAUCUCCACCACCACCCGCAACUGGCGGCCACCGGGCAGCGGUGUGGCGAACCGGACGCCGAUGUCGUGUUGCUCAGCGAUCCCAAACGGGAAACGUGCAUUUAA
Messenger RNA from Anopheles coustani, 2893 nucleotides. Its product is annotated as neuropeptides capa receptor. The transcript is spliced from 9 exons. Lineage: Eukaryota; Metazoa; Arthropoda; Insecta; Diptera; Culicidae. Bases 725 to 2893 code for a protein of 722 amino acids. Gene Ontology annotation, cellular component: plasma membrane. Gene Ontology annotation, biological process: neuropeptide signaling pathway. Gene Ontology annotation, molecular function: neuromedin U receptor activity. The record is from RefSeq and is a predicted model, not a curated record.